GGCAACAUAUAGGUAUAUUAAUGCUGAACAUUGUUUUGUUAUUGUUCAGUUCGUAUAAUGACUGUAACGAUCGGAGACGGGUACGAAAGUGGAAAUCAUUCAUCCGGAUCUAAGGAAUACAAUUCAAGAUGACGUUUACUGUCAAGUUACCAUGGUAACCAUACUGGAAAUAUUUACCUAUUAAAGUGAUAUAAAAUGUUGCCAAUCACGACGAAGAUGUUUUAACAGUACCUGAUGUGAUUAGAACGCUUCAUAGUUGGGACAUUCUGAUUUACAUGGUAAACUUCAGAUGGAAGUUUGGAUAAGUAUUAUGGACUGAAUAAUGAUAAAUUGAUGACAUCCUUUUAUAUACUGAAGUUGGAAACAUUCUUGUCAGCAAAACAACUUAAAUGGACAACACAUAUUUGAAGUAGCUGGUGGACUUGAAAUUAUUUCUAAGGCCAGACAGAAGGAAAAACAUGUCCACUCCAUGGGACUUUCCAUCUUAUGUAUCUAGUGUGUAUAUCUACUUGGCCGCUCCGCCUAUCAUCCUAAGUGUUGGGAUUGUGGGCAAUGCAAUGGCGGCAGUAGUAUUACUGCAAAGGACGAUGCGUUCUUCAACGUCCAGCAUGUACUUGAUCGCACUCGCCUUUGUGGACACAAUUGUCCUCUUAACAGGUUUAGUACGUGAAUGGAUAAAAUAUGGUAUCUCCCCUUAUCGUGAGCAUUUCGGCUAUUGGAUGAUGAAACCUUCAGAUGUGCGAGACUAUACGGAUGCUGGUUGUAAGCUUCACAUGUUCAUACUUUAUACGACUAUCCAUAUAUCUGCAUGGCUGCUCGUAUGUCUUGCGGUGGAUAGGGUCAUCGCAGUGUUCAUCCCCCACAAGUCGAAACUUCUUUGCACUCAUAAUGUUACCCUGGGUGCUAUUGGCGUCACAGUUUUAGUUUGCAUCGCUCUGAACGCACACUUCUUCGUUACAGUUAAGUUGAAUACACGAUCUGGUUACUCUUGGUGUGCUACAAACGGUGACAAGAACAGCACGAAUGCCAAAUGGAAAAAAACUUAUCAAAUCAUCGAUGCAGUUGUCGCAUCGUAUGCGCCUUUCGUAAUAAUGCUAUCAGCAAACCUAAUGAUAAUAGGGAAACUGAUGCUCAUCAAGUACAAACGUGGCCAAAUGGUUAGCUACAGUUCUUCGAAUGACUCGAAACUAAACACCAUGACAGCAAUUCUCCUAACAGUUAAUUUUGUUUUUUUCGUGACCACAUGCCCAAUAGUCGUACUGAAAAAGUACUACACUGUAUGGUUCGAUCUUAACACAUGGGAAGGAUAUAUGAAUAAUGAACUGGCAUUUGCUAUCUGCAACAUACUUUUCUAUCUGAACAGUGCACUAAACUUCCUUUUAUAUUGCAUCUCUGGACCAAGGUUUAGGAGAGAGUUCAUGGUCCUCGUUAGACGAUGCCAGGGUAGGGCGAGAGUAGCACCGGAGGAACUAAGCAUGAACGGCGCUUCCACACGGCAAACUCAACUACACUCACAGACUGUCUUUUCCGUCGCCGAUAAAUAGAAAGACUUGAGAGCUUGAAUCAAAAUCGAGACAGGUAGUAUGAUGAGAGACAAUACGUAUCACCAUGAAUAAAUGGCAUAUAAGCAAACAUCAGUUAUAACUGUGACUGGCAGAAACAUGGAGACAGACAUGUUGACAGCACAAAUAUUGAACUACAAUCUUCAAGAAAGUUUCAAGAAAGUUGAUGCCACAGUUAAAUAGACAAAUGAAGAGCUAGUUAUUCAACUGAGCAACUUCAAACAUCGAAUGUGAACACAUCCGUCAAGUGUCAACUAUAUUGAUCUUAGUUAUUUGCCAUGAUAACGGUGUUGUCUAACUGUCAUCACUUUGAGCAGUCAUUUAUUGUUCGGAUGAACUGGUCACAAUCAGAAUCCGUCACAAAACGGUGCAACGCAUUGUACAUCAGACGCUUAUCCUUCAGGAAACAAGAUGUAAUUGAUCGAUUUGACGUUACACAUGACGAAAAGCCUAACCAUGUAAGAGUAAAAAAUUCCGGAGAGUGAGUUAGAGAAAAAACUCCAGUGAGUGGGAGAUACCAACUGUGCGGUCUGUAUUUAAGACAAGAUGUGCAAUAUACGGUAGCGUUCACUGUGUAAAUGAACAAGUUGCCU
Messenger RNA from Owenia fusiformis, 2155 nucleotides. NCBI's taxonomy places the organism in Eukaryota, Metazoa, Annelida, Polychaeta, Sabellida, Oweniidae. The record is from the annotation of a GenBank genome assembly.